AUGAAUAUUGAUGGGUGUAGUCUCGACAACCCAGGGAGGUUAGGCGCAGGAGGAGUAAUCGAGGAUUUUCGUGAUGAUAUGGUGUUGUCUUUUUCGUGCUAUCUUGGGGCGGGUUCUAAUAACCUUGCGGGGUUGAAGGUGCUGUUAAUAGGUUUAAAAUAUUGUCGUGCUUUGGGUCUCCAUCAGGUGGACAUUGAGUCUGAUUCUUUGGUUUGUGUAUCUUGGAUCCAGAAGAAGUAUUGUGGAGUGUGGUAUUUAGAGGAUUUUUGGGAGGAGGCUAAGAGAUUGUUUGAAGGUGCGGAUUUUGUUAUUGCUCAUGUCUAUCCAGAAGGAAAUGCACCGGCUGAUUAUUUAGCUAAAAUGGGAGCUCGAGGUUCGACUUGUGUUUGGAGAUCUCUUCUGCAUGUGCCUAGACUUCUUAAAGAUUUGAUUCGCACAGAUAAAUUGUCUUUACCUUAUCUGAGAGGUCAUUAA
Messenger RNA from Juglans microcarpa x Juglans regia, 474 nucleotides. RefSeq lists its product as uncharacterized. Lineage: Eukaryota; Viridiplantae; Streptophyta; Magnoliopsida; Fagales; Juglandaceae. Gene Ontology annotation, molecular function: nucleic acid binding; RNA-DNA hybrid ribonuclease activity. The transcript has a single exon. The record is from RefSeq and is a predicted model, not a curated record. Bases 1 to 474 code for a protein of 157 amino acids.